Molecule: messenger RNA, 732 nt
Organism: Rotaria sordida
Lineage: Eukaryota; Metazoa; Rotifera; Eurotatoria; Philodinida; Philodinidae
Source: the annotation of a GenBank genome assembly
AUGCGGAAAUGUCAAGUUCUUACGAUGGUUAAAGAAACUGAUCCAGAUCCAGCCAAAUGGGUACCUAGCCAUAAGUUGAUAGGUGUUAAACCUGAUGAUUUAUUAGACUUUCGAGAAACAAUGAAAAUUCGUGUAUUUGAAAUGGAUUAUUCAGUGCCUUGUUGUGGUUAUGGAUUUUAUGAACGUCGACAAAAAUUGAAAAAAGAAUACGUACAUUUAUCCAAUAAAGAUAUUGGAAAGAUGAAACGAGAAAAUAAAAACCUCAAACUUAGUGAAGAACGAAUAGUUCCAUUAUUUGUUUUUAUGGGCGAUACAACAGUAUCGAUAUUCAACAGAUAUGAAAAUGAACUUUUUCAGUUUCCAUUAAUUAUUGUCGAAUGUUCCUAUAUCAAUAGUGAACUUCAUAGAGAAGCAGCUUUGGAAGGCAAACAUAUAAUUUGGGAUGACCUGCAACCUUUCUUUUGUUUUGAUAAAGAUAAAUAUUUUGGACGAUUUUCAGACAAUGAUGAUUUUAAUGAUCUUUUUAGCAAAGUGAAAUCAUCAUAUACUCAAAAAACUCGUGAAAUAAUUAAAUUUUGUUAUGAUUUUAAAUCAGCAUAUACUUAUCUAGCAUUUGAACCAGCACUUCAAUUAGAAAAAGAAUAUCCUAUUCAAUUACGUUUUAUUCUAUGGCCAUUUCGUGCUGAAGAAUCUUUUGGUGGAAAUCUUCAAGAACGAAAUAAAUUUAAUUGA